This is a messenger RNA of Fusarium odoratissimum NRRL 54006, 1824 nucleotides long. RefSeq lists its product as uncharacterized. The coding region runs from base 1 to 1824 and encodes 607 amino acids. NCBI's taxonomy places the organism in Eukaryota, Fungi, Ascomycota, Sordariomycetes, Hypocreales, Nectriaceae. Gene Ontology annotation, biological process: regulation of DNA-templated transcription; DNA-templated transcription. The transcript is spliced from 5 exons. Gene Ontology annotation, molecular function: DNA-binding transcription factor activity, RNA polymerase II-specific; zinc ion binding; DNA binding. The record is from RefSeq and is a predicted model, not a curated record.
AUGAAGGUUGCAAGCCAUGCGCGGAGGCGCAAGGCCUGCGAUCUUUGCGUGUCGAGAAAGAUCAAAUGUGACUUGGCCAAGCCAACCUGUUCAAACUGCAAGCUGUACGGUGUCGAUUGUGGCAUCACCGAAGUCACAAGUCCGGCUACUACAAGUAGAAGAAAAGUGCCUGCCACUGAAACAAGUCCAACCAACUCUUCUUCGACUCCCUCAAGGGACGACACAAUUGAGUCACGCUUGGCUCACAUCGAAGCAAGACUGGACCAAAUCGCCGCCGAGAAACCAUCCGGAAGUUCACCUCACGAUGCAACCGCCUUGAACUUCCAGAACUUCCCAGAGAUCCGCGUGUACAAAGCCUCAGACAUGUGGAACGAAGCCACGACAUUGCCUUGCCUUGGCAUUUCACCACAGUUUCCAACAGGAGCCAUGUUGGCUCAAACAGGAAAGCUUGAGCUGCCACCACUUCAAGAAGUCAUGGGCGUACUGGAGAGAUACUUCGACAGCUAUGGCCGCUACAUGCCUCUGUUUGACAAUAGAUCUUUCAUGAAAAUGACGGUUGACUGGUACUCUGAGAAUGGAAGAAAGGAGUUGAUCCCUUGGGCUGCUAUCAACCUUGUCCUCGCUAUGACUUCCCGCAUCAUGGAUGAUGUACCGAUCGAGGAGCCAAAACUGGCUCAGUGUAUAAGCAACGUGCAGUCUGCCACGACCGAGUUGAUGGCCUGGAGUGGUGAUAUUCUGGGUUUACAGGUUCUACUUGGCAUGGUCAUACUAUUUCAGGGAACAACGAAUCCGCAGCUCGCAAUAGUACUCAUUGGAAGUGCCAUCCGUCUAGCGCAAAGCAUGGGACUUCCUUCAACAAGAGCCUCCGACGAUCCCGAUGAAUCAGCACAACGUCGCCGAGUUUUCUGGAUAGCCUACAUCCUGGACAAGGACCUUGCCCUUCGCGCCAAAGCGCCCUACACCCAAUUCGACGCCGAAACUGAUCUCGAACUUCCAGAACAGUGUGGAGACAACGACAUGGGAAUAUUAGAGUCAUGCACAGGGACGAUUAGGUUCAACUACUUACGUGCUCGGUCUGAGUUGGCAAUAAUUCAAGGCAAAGUCCACAACUUCCUUUACAGCAGAACAGCUCAACGACUGUCACAAGAACAACGGGCAGAGACCAAGGUUCGUAUCGAACAAUUGCUCUCCAAGUGGCGCAGCGCAUUACCACAGGAGCUCCUACGAUCAGACAAACUCUUCCAAGAUUUCUCGACAAUCUCAGUUCAUCUUGUGAUGAACAUGUAUAACCGAUACCUCGAAUGCCUCUACAGGAUCCAUGGCACCUUUGCUUUUGAUGAGACGUGGAUCAACAGGGUACGGUGCUACCUUUCUCCAGCUGUAAUUCCGACUGGGGAUGCUGGCAUCGAUGGUAGGAUCAACCAGACAGAGAUCAGUUCAUUGCCUAGUGCAUGGUCCGAUUGCGUCGAGCAUUCAAGGCUUGGCCUAGAAUUGUCGGCGUUUGGGAGAGAGACAGAGUAUUCAACCUGGCUUCAUGCUUGCUGCAAUCUUUCGGGACUGAUCGUUUUGCUGGUCAACAUCAUCGAGUUCCCCGAUCAGCCGUCCGUCAUGUCGGAUUGGAGCUUGAUCGUAAGAAUCCGUAACAAAUUUGACCAGAUGAAUGCCAAAGCAUCGAAAGAGCCAUUCUUUCUGCUCCAGGUAGCUCAUGAACUGGAUCGCAAAGCUUCUGGACAGGUCAAGCGGCUCGCCCAUAUGUCGUCACUCAAUCAUCAGGAAGCCGCAUUCUCUGAGCCUUGGGCAAAUCCGGACCUUAUGUUCCUAUAG